Adelges cooleyi (spruce gall adelgid) is the source of this 1896-nucleotide messenger RNA. RefSeq names its product enhancer of mRNA-decapping protein 3 (gene Edc3). The record is from RefSeq and is a predicted model, not a curated record. NCBI's taxonomy places the organism in Eukaryota, Metazoa, Arthropoda, Insecta, Hemiptera, Adelgidae. Gene Ontology annotation, cellular component: P-body. Bases 137 to 1429 code for a protein of 430 amino acids. The transcript is spliced from 7 exons. Gene Ontology annotation, biological process: deadenylation-independent decapping of nuclear-transcribed mRNA; P-body assembly. Gene Ontology annotation, molecular function: mRNA binding.
AUCAAUUUACCACUUGAUAUUUUAUGUUUAUAAACCGUAGAUGGUUGGAACAAAACUCAUAUGAACAAGGAACUGAGGUACAGGAUUGAGGAGAACAAGAUUAUAAUAUAUUGACUAUAGACAAGUACAACUCAUAAUGGCUAACCAGUACAAAGGAUGUUGUGUGUCCAUAGACUGCAAUGAUGGUUCUGUCGUGCAAGGAGAAGUAAAUGGUAUGACAGAUGACAAUGAAACUUUAAUAUUAAAACGUGCGUUCAAAAACGGCAUACCUUGUACAAAUCCAGAAAUAUACAUCAAAAAUACAACAAUUAAAAACCUAAAGAUAAUUAAAGUGCAAAUAGAAAACGAACAAGAUCUUAGUAAUCAAAUAUCCUGUGACGAUAAGAAGAGUGUAUCAAUGUUGAAACAAAAUUCUAAACAAAAAAAUAAGUCAAAAAAUGUUUCAAAUUCUGUUGUUGAACAACAACCUCAAAAUUUUAAUCACAAAGAACGUAAUGAUGCUUGUUUUGGAGUGUCACUUGAUAAUAUUUUAAAAGAAGACUUCGAUUUUGAAAAAAACUUAGCAUUAUUUAACAAAAAAGCAUUUUAUAAUAAAAUACAUAAAAAACCAGAUCUUGUGCCUCACGAAAAAGUUUCUAAUAAUAAAUACAAACACAACGAAAAUGUAUUGCAUUCUACUCCAGUAAAAUUUAGACAGGUUACAGUUCCAUCACCAGCUGUGAAUGAAUAUAUUACGGAUGAUGGAUUAGUUGUUCCUAGUAUUACAUCAGAACUACGAUGGAAGUUAUUUAAUUUAGUAGAAGAAAAUGGUUUGACAUCAGGCAGGCAAAAUGAGAUAAUUGGACGGGCUGCUACUGAAAUGGUUCUUCAACUUUUGGGUGGAAGUCACCGAUUUAAUCCCCGAAAUGAACAUCAGUGGCCUCGAGUUGUUGUACUAUGUGGACCCAAUCGAUCUGGUGCAAUGGGUGUAAAUUGUGCUAGACAAUUAAGUAGCUAUGGCGUACAUACAGUAGUUGUUCUUUCUGAACCUGGUUUAUAUACACCACAGCUAGCUAAUGAAAUGUCAUUGUAUCAGUUUACAACUGGCAGAUUAAUUACCAGUGCAGCAGAAUUACACGGUUUAUUGGAUCCAGAUUUCGUAGUCGUAUCUCUUGCUGACGAACAAACUGACACUGUGUCACACAAUAUUGCAAACUGGGCAAAAUCUGUACGAGCCCCACUGAUGGCCAUUGAUCCUCCUUCUGAUGGUACUCCAUUGGUUGCUGUAAAAUAUUCUCUAGUUCCCGCUUUACCAUUGUCUUAUAGCGAGUCCAAUGGUAAAAUCUAUCUCUGCAAUAUGGCUAUACCUACACAGGUGUUCCAUUUCGCUGGAAUUCAAUAUAAAUCUCCCUUUGGAUCAAAAUCUGUAAUACCCUUGCAUAUUAAUUAGUGAUUUAUAUAAUAUAAUAUUUAUUCCUGACGAAUCCUAUCAGAUGAUUUUUAGCGUAAGAAAUUAUAUUUUUUGUAUCCAAUUUUUUUAUACGUGUAAUUAGAAAUUUGAAUAAAAUAUUCUGUAUGAAUGUAAACAAACCAUAUAUUAUAUGUUUAUUUUUUACGUGGCUCUAAAUGCAUGUUAUUGAUAUGUCAAUAUUUAGUUUUACUCCUAUCAUUUUUUUUUAUGUUUUGGUUAUGAAAUUAAAAUUUUUGCAGAAUAAUUAUUAUUUCUGUCAAAUACAUGUAAUAGUAUAGUAUAAUUAAUAUCUAGAUUAAAUUAUUUUUUUUUAAAUAUGUUAAUUAUUAUUUAUUAGUGAUAUAAAAUCAAUUUCAUUAUUUUUUUCAAUUGUGAGUAUAUUAUAUUAAAAGUUAUAUACAAUUGCUUGACCAUGGUGUUAAUUUUUUUAUUUGUAGUUUGUGUUA